Molecule: messenger RNA, 1779 nt
Organism: Closterium sp. NIES-65
Lineage: Eukaryota; Viridiplantae; Streptophyta; Zygnematophyceae; Desmidiales; Closteriaceae
Source: the annotation of a GenBank genome assembly
AUGCAAGGAAGCCCCCCUGAAGCGCGGGCGGCCAUGCGGAAGAGAUACAAGGCUAAGGCUGCACCGGCGGCUUUGCGCCGCGAGGCGACAUCGGAUGCCAUCGCAUCGGUUACCAGCAGCGGCAAAAGGAGCCGCAUUACAGACUACUUGGAGACGGAUGCGGCAGCUGGGAAGCGCAAAGCACAUGAGGCGUUGGCGCUCAUGUUCGCGGGGUGUCGCAUCCGUGAGCGCGUCGCGGAUCACCCGCUCUACAUCAACGCCGUUUGUGCCAUUGGGGACGCCGGCACAGGAUACGUCCCACCAAAGAAGGGGUUUAUUGGCGGGGUGGGCUUGGGACUAUGCUGCGACAUCCUCAAAAGGGGACUUUCUGGAGUGAAGGCUAGCUGGAAGCGGACCGGCGUGACAAUUUCUUCUGACAUGAUGACCGAUAAGAACGGUCGCCCCCAGGCGAACUUGUUUCUUGUCAACGAGAGUGGCGCGGUGUUCAAGGACUGCGUGGACUGCCGCAUGGAGAGCAAAACCGGCGGUUACGUCGCCAACAUCCUCAAGCUCGUGGUGGAGGAGGUCGGUCUGGAGAACGUGGUGGCAUUCUGCAUGGACGGGGGUUCCAACUACGCGGUGGCGUGCAACCAACUGAUCGCGGAAUGGCCGCACAUUCAACACGUGCCCUGUGGCACCCACGUAUUGGACCUCUUUAUGGAGGACAUUGGCAAGAUGCCGUGGGCCAAGAAGGUGGUGGAGCCUGCGUGCGAUAUCAGCUCCUUCGUCCGCAACCACCACUGGACGAGGGGAUACUUGCGGAACCCGCAAAUGGGCCGAGUAGGGGAUGGACCGGGAGGAGCUGGCGUGAUCUUCGUUGGGGGGUUGCGUACCGUACCGGCGCCGACCUCUCGUCGCUCUUUCCGUUACGACGGCCCUCGGCCCCCUCCUUCGGGGCAGACGCCGACACAGCCGGAGAGCGGCAGUGAGGAGGAGGAUGAGGAGGAGGAUGGUGAGGGCGAGAAGGAGGAGGACACUGAGGGGAGCGGGGAUGACAAUGAGGCGGCGUGGGACCCAGAGACGCAUGGCGGUGGGGAGGGGGGAGAUGAUGAUGAUGAAGACCAUGAGAUGGAUGGGUUGGAGCCUGAGGGGCGGGAGGAGGAGGUGGGAGAGGGUGGUGGAAGGGCGGCGACAAAGGCGGGAUCACAGCAUGUGCGUGAAGGGGGAGGGAGCGUGGGGGUUAAGGUGGGGGGGAGAAAGGCCGUCACCAUUAGGGAGCCGAGGCAGAGGAAGAAAACGAAAAAGUUGAGGGAGCGGGCAUAUCCCUGCACGUUCACUGGGGAGCCCUUGGGCGAGGGUGUGAUCGCUCCCGAGUUCCUAGACGAGGACGGAGGGCCUGAGAGUAGUAAGGGGACUGGCAAGGGGGAGACGUUUCCACGUGGGGGCUACAAGGGAGUGGCGGAUGGCUACGUCUAUCAGUGGCCACAUGCCAAGACUUGGCUGCAGCUCGACAAGGGGAAAGGGAUGGCGACUGGUGGAGGUGAUGGGUCAGGCGGGAUGGAGCGGUGGAUGACAACCAAACUGACCUCGGUGCAGCUACGGCAGGUGAUCACGAAGCUGGUGGUCACCUGCGACCUCCCCUUCCGCAUCGUCGAGGCCGAGGCUUUUCGUGAGCUACUCAUCCUGCUAAACCGCAACUGCGCGCAGAACUUCAUCCCCUCGCGCUGGACGGUUUCCCGCGACACAGUGGUCUAUGCGGCUGCCGCUCUUCAGUCAGCCAUCGCGGAGAUGCUGGCAUAG